Messenger RNA from Drosophila kikkawai, 1357 nucleotides. Its product is annotated as probable E3 ubiquitin-protein ligase makorin-1. Lineage: Eukaryota; Metazoa; Arthropoda; Insecta; Diptera; Drosophilidae. The record is from RefSeq and is a predicted model, not a curated record. Gene Ontology annotation, biological process: protein polyubiquitination. Gene Ontology annotation, molecular function: ubiquitin protein ligase activity; metal ion binding.
CAUAUUUGCUUUGAGAUCUGCUUUUUGUUUGAAAAAUCAAACCUUAUAUAGCAAAAUGAUUGCCUUUGUAAACAGCGAUCCAGCCAGCAGAGACAGGACCCUUGGCCGGAGUCACACUAUUUGCCGGUACUACAUCCGGGGCAUUUGUCGCUUCGGGGAGCUUUGUCGCUUCUCCCACGACCUGGGUGAUGCUGGCCAUCCAGAGAUUGGCGAGGUUGUACCGGCAGAAAGCCCACGGCCCAGCACUACCAGCAGAAGCAGUCACAGCAUUGACCAGCCCCAAAACUGGGUGAAUGCACAAGUGUUUGUGCCCAGCCAGGAACCCCAGGCGAAAACGGAAACGAACAUUGACAUAGACAUGAAGGCACCUUCAGAGUUAGAGUUUCAACCCAUCGCUUCCUGGGCCGAACUUUUAGGACAAUACCCAACUCUCAUCGAACCCGCUUCCGUGGACGAAGUGUGUCCGUAUGGGAUAACUCCAUGCCUAUGGAAAGAGCAUUGCCCGUAUCGUAUCCACAUGGAAUUGUGUGAAAUGUGCCAGCAAUAUUGCAUGCAUCCCACGGAUCAGGAUCAGCGUAAGGUGCACAUACGCGAGUGCCUCGAGGAGCACGAGGAGGCGAUGGAGCUCUCCUUUGCCGUUGCCAGAUCCCAGGACAAGACAUGCGGCAUAUGCUUCGAUACGAUCAUGGAAAAAACUGGUCGCGAGAAGCGCUUUGGUAUCCUGCCCAAUUGCAUUCACAUCUUUUGCCUGGAGUGCAUUCGCACAUGGCGUCAGACAAAAUUUGAUCAUAAAAUAACCCGAGCCUGUCCCGAAUGCCGCGUCUCCUCGGACUUUGUCUGUCCGAGUGUAUUUUGGGUGGAGACCAAGGAGGAUAAGGAGAAACUGCUGAAUAAUUAUCGCCAUGUCUUGGGCACCAAGGAUUGCAAAUAUUUUAAAAAUGGCGAGGGCAAGUGUCCCUUUGGUAACAAAUGUUUCUACAAGCAUGCCCUAACCAAUGGAUAGCUUAUCGAUGUGGGAUUGCCGAAGCAAAGCAGGCGGGAUGAUCAAUCGCUGGAGACGUUUUCAAGUGAUUCAAACUCCGAGAUGUGGGAUACCGACUACUGAUCGUGACUACUGCCUUAAACGAUAUAUAAUAUAUAUAUAUAUAAUAAUGAUGCUGAAAAAAACGAAAUUAAACAAGAAAAACGUUGUAUUUGGUUACCAAAUUUCAGUUUGCAUAAAUAUUUAUUCUCCGCCAAAAUGCAAUGGAAUUGCAUUGUAUUAAAUUCAAUUAAAAUGAUAUAUAUUUUAUACCAUUGACAAGUGGUUCAACUUAAAGAUCCCAGAGAAACGUUAUAAUGCAUCAUAAUUAAAUAA